GAGUCUUCCUGCACAUUUAGUCGAUCUUUGCCGGCCAAGAUAAUCAGUGUUAGGAACUUUAAGUUAACUUCGGUUAUUUCGGCUAGUUGAUCGGUUUUUUUUUAAAUUAAUUUCAGUGAAAAUUCAAGUUCCAUUAUAUGAAAUAAUGUAAUUCUAUUUUAUUAAUUUAAUUCUUUUUAAGAAUUCUUAAGCUAUUCUUUUAUUAUUAACGAUUGUAAAAUUCCUUUUAACCCGGAACAUUUAUGAAUGCAGAAAAGAUAGAUGAAAUUCAAUAAAUGAUAUAGUUCGAAUAUAUUUUGAUAUCUGUGAAAAUAAUCCGGUAUUUUUGUGUUCUGGUGUAUAUUUGUUUAUGUUAUUGAAGAAGUUUUUCGAUACUACUUAUACAUUUUUAUUUUUUUGAAAAUUUCCACAGUCAAGAUGAUGGAUGCAAGAGGAAUAAUUAAGAGAUUAAUAUUAAGCGAAUAUUUAAUAUUCUCUUUAAUUUUUGUUGCUCAAUGUGAAUCUCCUCUUCAUGAUAGCAGUACGCUACCACUGGAACAUAGAUCAUCAUACGGACUAUCUACACUUUAUGGAUCUUUACCGUCACAGGGUACAGAGGAUAAUUGGCCCUUAGCUUCACCUGAUACUCCACAAAUAAAGCAUUUGCAAGUGCAAUGUGAAAAAACACACAUGCGAGUAAAUAUCGAAUUCGAUCGUCCUUUCUAUGGCAUGAUCUUUAGUAAAGGUUUUUACUCUGAUCCACAUUGUGUCCACUUAAAACCUGGUACAGGACAUUUAAGUGCUACGUUUGAAAUAUUUCUCAACUCAUGUGGUAUGAGCAGUUCUGGCAAUCAUAAUGUCGCAACUUAUGGUGCACCAUCCCCUUCUGGUAGCUAUGUAGAAAAUACUAUUAUUGUUCAAUACGAUCCAUACGUUCAAGAAGUCUGGGAUCAAGCUAGAAAGCUUCGAUGUACAUGGUAUGACUUCUAUGAAAAAGCUGUCACGUUUCGUCCAUUCCAAGUCGAUAUGUUGCAUGCGGUUACCGCUAACUUUCUUGGUGAUAAUCUUCAAUGCUGGAUGCAAAUUCAAGUUGGAAAAGGACCGUGGGCUUCAGAAGUAUCGGGUAUAGUAAAAAUCGGCCAAACCAUGACCAUGGUACUUGCCAUAAAAGAUGAUGAAAAUAAGUUUGAUAUGUUGGUAAGAAAUUGUGUGGCUCAUGAUGGUAAAAGAGCUCCUAUUCAACUCGUUGAUCAGUAUGGAUGUGUUGUUAGACACAAAAUAAUGUCUAGAUUUCAAAAAAUAAAAAAUUUUGGGCCGAGCGCGUCAGUUGUAAGCUUUGCAUACUUUCAGGCAUUUAAAUUUCCUGAUAGUAUGAAUGUUCACUUUCAAUGUGUCAUUCAAGUGUGUCGCUAUAAUUGUCCGGAACCUAAAUGUGGACAUCCUAAUUUAGAAUAUGGAGUACCUACAUCGGGAAUUACACAUGAUUAUAGUACACCGAUUCAUCAAGGGCUUGUUUCUGACUAUGGCGUACCACCAGUUCCGGAAUAUAACAUUUCACCAGCAUACCCGGAUCCACGGCAUCCCAGUGGUCCAGCUGGUGCUUACAGUGGAACGAGUCAAAACAUAGUUGCUCCACCACAAGCACAAACCUCAUCGUCGAUGCCAAGCUCUACACCAAUAGAUUUUACAGCUAGUAGUUCACCACAAAGUACGCAAGAUAUUCAUCUUCCACCUCCUCCUCUUCCCGGACAUCCAGUUCGAGCUUAUCAAACAUUGAAACGAAAAGGAACAGUUGAAUCGGACGAAUCAGAGAGCAAUUUAUCAACUCUUGGAGGAAGACCACGAUCAGUUGAAGAUUUUUCAGCAGAAUUAAGAGGUGCUCGGAAAAAACGACAUUCAACGAUGGAAAAUGAUCAUAUGAUCGUUCCAGUAAUAAGGAUUAUACCUCAUGUCCACAGACGUUCUACCUUGGAAAUGACUAAUGUGAAUACAUCAAGAAUAAUCCAAGUUGUUGCACCAGGAGAUGUCAAUUUUGCUUUAGGAACAACUAAUUCUAGUAACGACAGAACAGUUGUGAUUCAAAAUACGAACGCAUUAUCAGAUUCAGAAACAAUUUGCAUGUCCCUACCAGGUUUUGUUGGUGGUUUAGUGAUGCUUUUACUUGUUAUAACUGUUUCAUCUAUAGUAGCAGCUUUCUUAUUUAUUCGAGUGCGAGCAAUUCAUAAGAAAAAUACGAAUGUAACUUCUAAUUUCGUACAUGCAAUUUAUACGACAGACAAUUGUUCUCAUGCUAAUUCAGAAUUCGUCAAAGUUUCGAAUUAGCAUGAUUCUUGAGACCGAUGAUAAUGAAGUUCGUCUUUGAUGAAUCUUAUUUUGCGUACACUGAGACUUUAAAAAUAAUUUAAUUUCGAAAAGGUAAUCUUAACGUAUAUUUAUGCAAUCAUUAUUUAUGCUGUCUGUGUGACUAUUUAUUGAACUAAGAACGAAAUACACAUUAAUAAUCUACCAAAAAAUACAAAAUACAAUGAAGAAUAUGGAAAAAUUGCAGUAAUCUUGCAACUUAUAUCAUACGUUCAACAAAUAAUUUAUUUAGAUAUCUUUUCAAAUAAUUAAAUUCAUGUUUAAUUGUUAUAUGUAAAAGGUAUACAAUAUUAACAGUAAUAACAUAAAUAUCAAAUAGAAAUCCAUACCACAAUCCAAAUGUGUUACAACAGAUCCGAAUAUGUUCAUGUUGUCUGGACAUAUAAAUCAAUAUCAGUUCAAUGGAAUUUUUAUAAGAAACGAAUAUAAAUUAUCUAUAGUACUAAUAUUUAUAUAAUAUAUUAUUUAUUACUUACGUGACUGAGGACUUCGUAUGUUCUGGAGUGUUAUGAUUUUUAUAAAAGAGGGCAUGUAACACUCAGAAUUAUUUGUGCAAAGUAACAUUCAUACUAAUGUGUAUAUACAAAAAAAAUUUUUUAUACCGAUUAUUGUCUACUUAUUUUUUUUCUGAGUCCUGAAAAAAUGAAUACACUUUUCGCGAAUAAUAAUGUUUUUUUUUUUUUUUAACGCAUGUAUAUAAAUAUAUAUUUAUGAAAAUUAUUUAAAAUGUAAACAAAACUAAUCGAUGUGAAUAAGUUGGUUGAAAGAUAAAAAAUGAAAUUUUUGAAAUAAUGAAUAAACAAUUUUUACUUCGUAAUAGUUUAAUUUGGACUUCCUUCGUUUUAAUUUCAUCUUUUUGAUGACGGUAAGCUUCGCAUUUUUUGUUUCUUGUUAUGCACUUAUGUGGGAUAUUAAAAUAACGUUACCUUUCAUAAAAUUCUAUAAGAAGAAAGAAUUGAUUAAAAAUUACUCUAAAAAUAGAGGAAAUCUGGGCAUGGAGUAGAAUUAACUUGGCAAGAUGGUAAAAUUUCCCCAGGAGGAGAAGAAGAUUUUACCAUCUUGUGGGAUGAAUUUGAUUUUAUUGCAGAGUAAACAUUUCUGUCUCCGUAAAGUAUCCAAGUUACUCUGAAUCCCAUGGUAAUCUUUACUCAAUUCUUACCGUGUACAAUCAACUUAUUGAUUACAGCAAGACACGUCCGCAAAUCUUGAGAGUUUUAGUAACUUGAUGGACAAAACGAAUUCUUAAAAGCUGUUGAAAAAAAUUUUUACAUAAUAAUGUGUGUCAGAAAUUGUUUAAUCUAAGAAUUCGUCUUGUUCAAGGUUUUUUUACACUGAAAAAAAUUUAUAGUUAUUGGAGCAAUCCAAAGUAUAGCCGAAGAAGAUUGCUGUCUUAGCAAUCUUUAUGCCUACUCUAAUUAUUUAGAUAGCUGUUAUGACUAUUUUAACUGUGUGAGCAAGUGAAAAAUUUCGAUAGUAGAAAUACGACGAAUUUUAAAAGUUUGAUAGUUAAUCUGAGAGGUACAGUAUUGUUCCUACAACUAUAAAU
Molecule: messenger RNA, 3886 nt
Organism: Chelonus insularis
Lineage: Eukaryota; Metazoa; Arthropoda; Insecta; Hymenoptera; Braconidae
Gene: dyl
Exons: 6
Coding region: 418-2301 (627 amino acids)
Source: RefSeq, a predicted model, not a curated record